This is a messenger RNA of Sporisorium graminicola, 1104 nucleotides long. RefSeq lists its product as uncharacterized. The transcript has a single exon. The record is from RefSeq and is a predicted model, not a curated record. Bases 1 to 1104 code for a protein of 367 amino acids. NCBI's taxonomy places the organism in Eukaryota, Fungi, Basidiomycota, Ustilaginomycetes, Ustilaginales, Ustilaginaceae.
AUGGACGCCGCACCGACCGAUGCUGCCAAUGUUGGCGGCAGCACCAGCACGGCAUCCGCAGCCACCUCUUCAUCACCCAACAGCACCGAGCUCAUGAUCGCGCUCUCCCAGAUCCAACAGCUCAUCCCACUUCUCGACUAUCGACCAGGCGGGCUAACCCACCUGCUCCCCACCCUCUUGACGCCACUUUUGCCCGUGCAAGAAGCCGUGCCUGGCGAAAGCAUGCAACGCUACCGUGCGAAUGUGGACCACGCAUUUCGCGUAGCGAGCGAGCUGGUGGGGAGAGUGCAGGACGGCGCCUCGGUCGGGAGCGCGCUCCAGCUGGCAGAGAGGCUGAUGCAGCAGGGAGAUGAAAGCGCGAGGCUGUUGAGGGUAAGGAAAAAGAGGAGGCUCUUUGUCGAGCAGGAAAAGGUGCUCGAGGUCAAUACUUGGGGGCCACCAGUCCCACCACGGUAUACAGCGGUUGCCAAGCCACCAUCCGGCACGGACAAGAGCGAAGAGGCGCAGCAAGAAAAGUCGAAAGAGGACGUCGACAUCUCUGCCUUCCUGCCCUCACAAAACCCUCCCAACACCAUCCUCUCCACACAGCAGCAGAACAUUCCACCACCGACCACACCCCAAGCUGUGCAGAGCUACCUCGCCGCGCUGCGCAGCUACCUCAAAACCACCGUCGACAAAGGGCUCUUCCCGCCAACGGUGCAGCUCAAACACAUCAAGGCCCGCAUCGUCACCUUCACACCAGAAGCGUUCACGCUAGAAGUCCAAGUGGCCCAGCUGGUCAAAGCGCUCGUCGACGCUUCUGUCUCGUACGCUCCUCGAUCCAGCUCCGAGUCAGCAGAGACGGCAGAAACACCAGAGGCAGAGCUCAAGACCGUUGAGUUGGCAGCGCUCACUCUGGGUGCGGUCGCCGAAUCAAUCUCUUCGACAACUCCAAGCGCAUAUCCCAUCUUCCGUUCUCUAUCCGCCGAUGUUCUCACUCAAACACAUCGAGCCGUCUCUUCCGCUCGUUCAUUAGGCACGGUCACAAACGCGUGGACAGCAUACAAGCCAAUCACAGAGACGAUCGCACGCGUCAUACUUGUUGCCGCGCAGUUCCAAGCGUAG